Molecule: messenger RNA, 1746 nt
Organism: Aedes albopictus (Asian tiger mosquito)
Lineage: Eukaryota; Metazoa; Arthropoda; Insecta; Diptera; Culicidae
Product: WD repeat domain phosphoinositide-interacting protein 3
Exons: 4
Coding region: 357-1376 (339 amino acids)
Biological process (GO): protein lipidation; protein localization to phagophore assembly site; nucleophagy
Cellular component (GO): extrinsic component of membrane; phagophore assembly site membrane; cytosol
Molecular function (GO): phosphatidylinositol-3,5-bisphosphate binding; protein binding; phosphatidylinositol-3-phosphate binding
Source: RefSeq, a predicted model, not a curated record
CCACCAUCAUUCAAACGCAGUUCUGACUUCUGAGUUUGUUGUAUUUCCAUUGCAAGGAAAUAAAAAUAAAAAUACGGCUUCGUUUCUCAUUCGCGGCAGUAGCAUUCGUUUGCUAAAGUUUAGUAAUUACAGAUUGAUCAGCACCGAACCGAGUGGACGAGCGUUAAAAUAAAAACGAGUGAUUUUGGUAUACAUACUAAUGCAGUCAACAAUAACAAACCGAAAUUGACGGCUGCAAAUGGCAAAGAUGAUAAGCAGCACCCCAGCGAAAUAGUGUCCCGUAAUAAUUUUGGUUGCGUAGGCAGAUUUUCAGCAGCGAGUCGGUGUUACUACAUAUUGGAAUCCCACGACUGAAGAUGAAUCUUAUGGAUAACAACCCGUUCGGGAAUGGACUGCUCUAUGCGGGCUUCAAUCAAGAUCAAGGCUGUUUCGCUUGUGCCACGGACAAUGGCUUCCGUGUAUACAAUACCGAUCCGUUGAAAGAAAAAGAACGCCAAUACUUUCCGGAUGGCGGAAUCGGUCAUGUGGAGAUGCUGUUUCGGUGCAACUAUUUGGCCCUGGUGGGAGGCGGAAUCCGUCCUUUGUAUCCUCCCAACAAAGUUCUCGUUUGGGACGAUCUCAAGAAGGCACCGGCCAUUUCGCUGGAUUUCAACGCACCGGUCAAAGGUGUCCGUCUGCGGCGGGACCGUAUAGUGGUCAUUUUGGAGGGAAUCAUCAAAGUGUACACUUUCACACAGACACCGAAUCAGCUGCACGUGUUUGAAACUAGCCAGAAUUCACAAGGACUGUGUGUGCUCUGCCCGAACAGCAAUAAAUCGUUGUUGGCAUUUCCUGGCCGUAGAACUGGCCACGUGCAGAUCGUUGACUUAGCUAAUACGGAAAAGGCCCCACAAGAGAUUAUCGCCCAUGAAACGGCCAUCAGUUGCAUUGCACUCAAUCUGCAGGGGACAAGGCUCGCCACGGCCAGCGAUCGUGGUACGUUGAUUCGGAUCUUCGACACGGCCAAUGGGUCAAAGGUGGCAGAACUGCGACGUGGUUCUAAUCAGGCUAAAAUCUACUGCAUUAAUUUUAACCAUCAAUCUACGGCGAUUGUAGUGUCGUCAGAUCACGGCACAAUCCACGUAUUCAACUUGGACGAACCGAAGAGCAAAGAAUCGUCCAGCUUGCUGACGAAAUACUUCACCAGCCAAUGGUCGUUUUGCAAAUUUUCGAUUCCACAGGGUCCACCGUGUAUCUGCGCAUUUGGCUCGGAGAACAACUCGGUGAUAGUGAUAUGCGCAGAUGGACACUACUAUAAGUUCGUCUACAACAGCAAGGGCGAAUGUAGUCGAGAAGUUUGCUCUCAAUUUCUAGAAAUGACUGACGAUCACACAUAAAAGCACUUUGGAUUAUUUAGAUCAUCAUGGACAGUGAUAGGCGUGGAAUUCUGGUGUCUUAAGGACGAACAAUGUGUUAUUUUAACUUGAACGCUACUGACUCCGCUGCAAGGAGCGAGGAGCAAAAGCGGCUUUAUUUUAGAUUCUAUAUUAUGUUCGAUCAAGGCUUGUCUGGAAGCGGAGCGGAAAUCGAAUAGAACAUCCUACUGGUAUACACAGAUAGUUUAUAUCGAGUAUCAUGCAUUAUUCAUAACAGUACGAUUAAUCUUAUCUAAUAUUACAUAUUGUAUGUGAGCUAAAAAGUGCGGAAAGUCUAUUUAACUACACAAUUCAAUAAAUAUUUUUGUUGGACAAUUCUUGUUCUACCACA